UUUUCAAAAAAAAAACUCAUACAAGUGGUGUGAUCAUUUAAGUAAAAAAAUAAAGGAUACUAAUUUUAAAUAAAAAAAUUAAAUCGUCUUUCUAAAGCUUGCUUAGAAAAGUAUGUAUUGUCGCGUAAGAACAGAUUUUUUUUUGUUUUUAGAAAACAUGAAUAUUGCACGCGAGAUUGUACAACUUGUUCGCGUUAAGUAUUACCAUUAAUAUUCAGAAAAGAAACGGGUUUUUUUCGGUUAAAGGUUAAAGUUGAACUUAUAUUUAUAAAAAUUAGCCCGACGUGCCAAUUUUUUUUCCAUAGUUGUCUCCACAUGUUUUACAUUGAAUAAUUGUGACGAAAAAAAAUAAUCUUUACAUAAGGAAAUAAAAGACGUCGAUUUGUAACGCUGUAAUUUGUCACUCACAUUACGCAUAGCUUUUCCAAGGUCUUUUUUGUGUGUCCCAAAUCGACAAUUUCUUCAAGGCCAAGUCAUUGAAACUUUUUUUGACACCAAUAGAGUAUUGACGAACUUAAAAGGUUAUUGUUUCAAGUGAAAAACCAAUUUUUCGAAAAGCUGCUUUUUUUAAUAGUGAUUAGCGUUAAGGGUUAGAAUACGUUAGAGCAGAUCUUUAUGUAAGGCUAACCAGAUUUUUUUUUAUUGAAAACUUGUGCAACAAUUAGUUUAAUCCAUAUUUGUGAGUUUUUGUGUAACUGCAUAAAAAGCCGUAUGAUUUGCGUGUCUUCUUGAACUGUUCAAUCCUUUCAUACUAAUAUUUAAUACGACUGUAAUCAUUGUUUUAUUAAAAGGUCAAACAGAACUUCUUUCUCUAUGAUUUCCGUUCUCUUCUUCGCUGUGCUUUUAAACCCUUGAAAGCAGAGGCUGGUGUGGUUGAGUUUUCAACAAAUCUCCUCCUUAUUGUAACGAAUGAGAAGUUUACAAAAGAUACGAGCCUUUAACUUAAUCUCAUGAAUUUGAUUUCCAGUUGACAUUAUAGUUUUUAAGUUACUUUAAAAUGAUUGGUACAAACGUCGAUCGCGAAGAAUUUCCAGCGUGUGACUAUAUAAAGGAAGAAGCCGAACUAAAAGAUUCGAUUAAAUCUUUUUCUUUUAAUACAACAAAGGAUUCAGUAUCCUCUGAGCAUGAUACAGUCACCGCUUUACUACUGUCGACGUUAAGGAUGAUAGCCGACUCUCCUAUGCAAUCAUCGACUGAUGCAGAUAAUGCCUUGUCCUGUACAACAAGAACAACAUCGUCGGGUAAUACGUUUGAUCAGGACGCUUUUUCACAUGUUCCUUCAAUCAAUUUAAAUACAUCACUUUCCUCUUUAAGUGUCUCCGAUUGGUAUCGGUAUCAUGAGGAUGCGAACUAUUCAAAAUCAGUAAUAGAUUGCGGUUAUAUGAAUUCAACCGAUUGGAAUUUUCAUGAUAAACUAUCCACCCGUUCAAAUACUUUAUGUUUACAAGACAAUUCCAAUUCUUUGUGUAACGAUGAUAUCAAAACAACCAAAUGGUGGAAUCACAUGAAUCAGUUAGCUUGUAUAACUCCAAAUUUAGCUAAAACAUGGGAUUACAAUUUGAAUGAAACAGUACAACAUGAAUUCUUCGACUUUCAUUCAACAUUCCAAUCAACGUUAGAAAUAGAACCGAAUUCAAGAUGGGUUCAUGAUAGCUUUAUGGAAACAUCUGAACUGAACUCAGUGUCUUUGUAUUGUUCACAGUACGAUAAACUUGAAGAGAAUCAAAGUUGUUUACUGGAAAAAAGGGAAGUCAGCGAAUCCCAAGAAAAAAAUUUGCGUCUCUGUCAACAACGUAGCACUGGUUGUGUUGAUUCUAUAAAGUGUCAAGAUGUGUCACCGGCAGCAAAAAAACAAGAGCAAUUUAGUGGUUCUAAUCGAAUCAAACGUUUUAAAAAAUAUUUGGAUACCAAUUCCUACAAUAUUCAUUUAAAAUUUAAUCGCCCUGGCAACGGUCCAACAUAUUGGGGAAUGUGGGAAGAUGAACGUAACCGUAUGGUAUAUGUUUCCUGGUUACCUCGAGCUGCGCGUGCUCAAUAUCGAACAGAAAAAAAACAAUGUGAAGUGAACUUAAAACAUUUCAUUUCUAAUGUUCUUGGGUUCUCCGGUCUGUUAAAAGUUUUACUUUUUCCUCCAUCUUCUGCACAUUGCAAAUUGCUUUUUACAAGUGAAGCGAAAGCCCGUUGCUUUUUAAAAACAUUUGGAAGUAUAAAUGACACAAAGGGUGCUGCAUUAUGGAAAUCCCUAAUUUGUCAGUAUUUUCAAGUGAGUAUACGGUACGGAAUUCACUCAACGCAUGUGCGAAUUAUCUGGGCUGAUCAAACUAAAACGGACUCGGAACUUUUAGCGGAAAAUCCGACGACAUGAAUAACAAUGUCCUAGUAGGGUAUUGGUUGCAGGAAGAAGAAAA
Molecule: messenger RNA, 2408 nt
Organism: Hylaeus volcanicus
Lineage: Eukaryota; Metazoa; Arthropoda; Insecta; Hymenoptera; Colletidae
Exons: 7
Coding region: 998-2365 (455 amino acids)
Source: RefSeq, a predicted model, not a curated record